Molecule: messenger RNA, 1581 nt
Organism: Leptinotarsa decemlineata (Colorado potato beetle)
Lineage: Eukaryota; Metazoa; Arthropoda; Insecta; Coleoptera; Chrysomelidae
Gene: Sec13
Product: nuclear pore and COPII coat complex component secretory 13
Biological process (GO): protein import into nucleus; positive regulation of TOR signaling; COPII-coated vesicle budding
Cellular component (GO): nuclear pore outer ring; COPII vesicle coat
Molecular function (GO): protein binding; structural molecule activity
Source: RefSeq, a predicted model, not a curated record
GACACGUCAUUUUUGUUUUGUGGAAGUUGUGGUUAGGGUUCCAUAUUUUCAAGAUUUUUUCAAAAAAAAACUAUACUUAUUAGUAAUUAAUAACAUGGUUUCAAUAUUAAAUUCUAUCGACACAGGCCAUGAAGAUAUGAUACACGAUGCUGAAGUGGAUUAUUACGGUUUGCGUUUAGCCACUUGUUCAUCAGAUAACAGUGUUAAAGUAUAUGAUAUAAAAAAUGGGGCCUCAACCCUUUUAGAUGAUUUAAAAGGACACUUCGGUCCCGUUUGGCAAAUAGCGUGGAGCCAUCCAAAAUACGGCAAUCUCCUAGCAUCUUGUUCCUAUGAUAGAAAAGUGAUAAUAUGGAAAGAACAACAGAGGAAGUGGUCAAAAUACUAUGAAUAUGCAAAUCAUGAUUCUAGUGUCAACUCUGUUCAAUUCGCCCCUGCAGAAUUAGGGCUCAUUCUUGCAUGUGGCAGCAGUGAUGGGUCCAUAUCCAUUUUAACUUACAAUGCUGGUAGUAAUAAUUGGGAUGCAAAAAAGAUUCAGAAUGCUCAUGCAAUUGGAUGCAAUGCUGUUAGUUGGUCACCGGCAAUAACGCCAAUAUUUGGAAAUGCUGAGACCGAUCAACAAUCGCAACCUGUCAAGAGGCUGGUUUCUGGAGGUUGUGAUAACCUAAUAAAAAUUUGGAAAGAAGAUGGUGAUAGGUGGGUAGAAGAAUCAAAAUUAGAAGUACAUUCCGACUGGGUUAGGGAUGUGGCUUGGGCUCCCUCAGUAGGCCUCCACAGAUUUAUCAUAGCAAGUUGCUCCCAAGAUCGAAGAGUAGUCAUCUGGACCAGUAAUGAUUGUAUCAACUGGAAUUCUACUGUUCUCCAUACAUUUGACGAUGUUGUAUGGAAUGUCAGUUGGUCUUUGAAUGGAAAUAUUCUGGCAGUAUCUGGUGGAGAUAAUAAAAUCACCUUGUGGGAUCAAAACACUGAAGGAGUUUGGCAGUGCAUAAGUGAUGUAGCUAAGGGCCAGGGACAGAUCAAUAAUCAAUAAUUAUGAGGCAAAAAAACUACAAUUUUAUUAUGGAUAUACUGAAAUUCCCCAGGAUUGUUGUUUAUUCUAGUUCUAGAAUCUUUUUCUUAUUUUAAAAUUCAACAUGUUUUCAAAGUUAUACUUGAGAUUUUUCAAAUAAUAAAUUGAUGGAUGUAGCCGUUACUACGUGGUAGGAGAUUAUAAUGAAGAAAAGAGAAUUGAAACUUUCUAUGUAACUAACGUUACAGCAGUUUUGUUAGUUUCAAAUACGUUAGUUACAAGUAAAAGUGGUAAAAAACAUAGAAAGUUUCAAUUUUCUUUUCUUGAUUAUUUUUCAAAUACAACGUAAAGGGGAAUUCAUACCAGGCUUGGACUGAUUCAAAUCAAGCGUUCUUUAUCAUUGAUUUAAUGAAAAAUAUAUUUUUGUUCAAUUUGGACAAAAAUUGAAAUUAUUAACUACUGAACUAACUGUCGAAUAAAUAUGAUGAUUCUAAAAAAGUUGAGUAAUUUUUAACAAAAAAACAUGUAUAUUUGAAGGUUCAACCAAAAGAAUAAAAAUGAAGUAAACAAAACAA